Messenger RNA from Populus euphratica (Euphrates poplar), 1687 nucleotides. RefSeq lists its product as uncharacterized. Gene Ontology annotation, molecular function: protein binding. The record is from RefSeq and is a predicted model, not a curated record. The transcript is spliced from 6 exons. Bases 3 to 1448 code for a protein of 481 amino acids. Lineage: Eukaryota; Viridiplantae; Streptophyta; Magnoliopsida; Malpighiales; Salicaceae.
CCAUGAAAGGAAAAUGGGAUCUCAUGAUUGACUACUAUCAGAAACAUUCCGAAUAUUUGCACUCUCCACUUACGGCCUCUAAGGAGACUGCAUUUCAUAUGGCUGUGUGCAGCAAACAAGAGCAACCACUUAAAGAUUUACUGGAAAUCAUGACGACAAGCGAAUUACCUUUAACUGAGACAGAAUUUCUCAAGAAAACAAACAAAUUUGGAAAUACGGUGCUUCACGAGGCAACCAUCUACGGGAAUUAUGAGGCUGUAAGACUCUUGGUAGAUAGAUGUGAAGACCUCCUUAAGGAAACAAAUAACUACGGUGAAACCCCAUUGUUUACAGCCGCUGGAUUUGCUGAGGCAGAAAUAGUGGAGUUUUUAAUCCGUUCCAAACCACAACAAUGCGUGGAUGAUAAUGGCAGCCUGUUAGCAAUUCACAUCAAGCGAACGAAAGAUGACCUGUCCAUCCUUAGCAAUGCUAUCAGAGGGCAACACUUUGAAACAGCUUUACUGUUGCUAGAAAUGGAUGACUCGCUCCACAAGUUGACGGACAAAGACGGCGUAACUGCUUUUCAACUUCUAGCCCAAAUGCCAACCGCUUUUGAGAGUGGAUUUCCCAUGGGCACAUGUGAAAGGCUCAUCUACUGCUGCCUUCCUGUUAAACGUCACCACGAGGUAAAAUCACUGGUAGAAACUUGGUUGAAGGAAAGAAAGAUGCUGGAGAGGAAACCAAGAGGCGGCAUACUCAAAUAUUUAAAGGUCCCUAAAGGAUGUUGGCUAGAAGGAUUCUGGAACCAGAAAAGAAAGCAUGUAUUUGCUUUGAAAGUCGCCGAAAUCCUAAUAGAGAAAGAUGAGUCAUUGAAUAAAGUCAGUGUCAGCAUAACAAAGGAAGGACUGGGUGGGAAAGAAUAUAGAAAGGGAGAAAACCAGUUAUCUGAAUUCACUAGCAAAGGAAAAGAUACAGUUGAAAUCCAACUUCAUUAUACAACAGAAACUUCUGAAACGAACUCAUCAUUGAAGGAGAAGAUCCCAUUGUUUAUUGCAACCAAAAAUGGAAAAGAAGAAAUUGUGUUGGAGAUAAUGAAAAAAUAUCCCGAUGCUAGGAAGGAGCAUAUCCCAUUGUUUAUUGCAACUAUAAAUGGAAUAGAAGAGAUUGUGUGGGGGAUAAUAGAUCAAUAUCCCCACGCUGUUGAGCAUCUCAAUGAGGAGGGCCAGAGCAUUUUGGAUGUGGCCGUCAUGCAUCGCCAGAAAGAGAUCUUCAAUCUUGUGAAGCAACAGAAAGUACCAUUGGCUAGACUGCAUCGAGUAAUUGAUAAGAAGGGCAACACAUUGUUGCACCAUGUUGCAGAUAUGGAGCAUUACAGAGGAGGAACCAAGCCUGGGCCUGCACUUAAACUUCAGGAGGAGUUGCAAUGGUUUGAGGUGGGACCUUUUCUUCCCUUUUUCUUUACCUCCUGACAAAAAUUAUUCAUGGACUUGGUACAGGAUUAUCCGUCUUGUGUAUUAGAGCACCAAACCUAUUAAAACAUUUGUUUCAAUCAAAUUAUCCAAUCCAGUUAAGGUGAUAGAAAAACCGCUAAACUGUAAAAAAUUCGAUUUUAAUGCUAAGGAAACGUAGACAUGUCACCUAAUUAAGACAUCAGGCUGAUCUAGUUCUCCUUGUCACCCGAACCAAUAACUUAAAUAUUAUUAAAAAU